AUGACCACCAAAAAAGAGAUUCAGGCGCUGCUGCGAUUUCUCUCCCAAGAUGCGAGAAUACCGCUUCCAACGGCUAUGAGCAAGAUUAAGGAGCUACAGAGCGCCAACCUCACAAGCUCAGACUCUCUUGCAAAGUCAUCCAUCACAGCUAUCCAGGCUAUAUUUACAGAUGAGAAGCUCGCAAAGCAAGUAUUGAGUGCUGCCAAAAGAAUCACCAAGAAGAGAGGGAGGGAGCCUGGAGACCCUUCUUCGGAAUCACCAGCCAAGCGCAAGAAGACCGUAUCUACGGGAGACGUUGCUACUCCAGCUGCGAUCGAAGAGUCUCUGGCCCUCCCUAAAUCCGAUGCUGACGAGGAAGAGCUGGCGAAGAUUAUUGUACACACCAAUCGAGCCCCACUAGUCUUGGCGUUUGCGACCAAGUUACUGGAAUUCACAAUGCCAACCCAGCCGUUAUCCUCCCGACUAAGCCUGGCUCAAGCAGUCGUAAGCGUGAAUGCAAGGACUAAAGCCCUCAGCUUGGGCAUAGAGAAGGGGACUAGUGCUGAAAACGAUGGCUGGGGCCAAGGGCAGCCCAAAAUUCGUGUAAUGGGAAGGAGUAUUAGAGUUAUGAAGAGAUGGGGUUACGAGUGGAAGGAGAAACCUGAGGCGGCAGGAAAUCUGAAAGAGACCUCAGAUGCUAUGGACAGUCAAAAGACUUUGAAGCAAGACAGCGAAGCCGAUGAUGAGCCAGCACUGUGGGGCCUUGACCUCGAAGCUUUGCGUUCCUCUAAUGGUCCGCUGGUCUCUGGUGCGCAGGGUGCGGAAGGUUCCGGCUUGCCCAUCUACACUGCUCAAUCCGCAAGAGCGUAUCUGCUUAAGUCGUUUGCCUCGGUACCGUCUCCAACGGACGAAGCAUCGUCGCCAAAGAAGAAGUCUGCAGCCAUGCUAAAAGUGGAAAAACAAUGGAACCUAGGCCUGGUCCUACGGGCAUUGGAUUUAGUGUUCCAAUCUUGGGCACUCUUGGACCGCGAAGAGCUCGACAAGAGAGCGUGGGCUUGGUACGUAGCCGUCAGACCGGAAGUCGAGAAUGGUGUUGCGGGAUGGGGAGGGAAGGGAGAGGUAAAGCUUUCUCAGAUCCUGAACUUGCGAAGAAAGGGCUAG
This is a messenger RNA of Letharia columbiana, 1140 nucleotides long. RefSeq lists its product as uncharacterized. The transcript has 2 exons. The coding region runs from base 1 to 1140 and encodes 379 amino acids. Lineage: Eukaryota; Fungi; Ascomycota; Lecanoromycetes; Lecanorales; Parmeliaceae. The record is from RefSeq and is a predicted model, not a curated record.